AUGAGUAUAAGCAGUGAUGAGGUUAACUUCCUGGUAUAUAGAUACUUGCAAGAGUCAGGCUUUUCCCAUUCAGCAUUUACCUUUGGUAUAGAGAGCCAUAUCAGCCAGUCUAAUAUAAAUGGUGCUCUGGUGCCACCAGCUGCUUUGAUUUCCAUCAUCCAGAAAGGUCUGCAGUAUGUAGAGGCAGAAGUCAGUAUUAACGAGGAUGGUACCUUGUUUGAUGGUAGGCCGAUAGAGUCUCUCUCACUGAUAGAUGCAGUAAUGCCUGAUGUGGUACAGACAAGACAACAGGCCUACAGAGAUAAACUUGCACAACAGCAGGCAGCAGCUGCUGCAGCUGCAGCCACAACUAACCAACAGGGAUCAGCAAAAAAUGGAGAAAAUACUGCAAAUGGAGAAGAGAAUGGAGCACAUACUAUAGCAAAUAAUCACACAGAUAUGAUGGAAGUAGAUGGAGAUGUUGAAAUCCCUCCCAACAAGGCAGUGGUGCUGCGUGGCCAUGAAUCUGAAGUAUUCAUCUGUGCCUGGAAUCCCGUCAGUGACCUUUUGGCCUCAGGAUCUGGAGAUUCAACAGCACGGAUAUGGAACCUCAGUGAAAACAGCACGAGUGGCUCUACGCAGCUGGUACUUCGACACUGUAUACGAGAAGGAGGGCAGGAUGUACCCAGCAACAAAGAUGUAACAUCGCUGGAUUGGAAUAGUGAAGGUACACUUCUAGCAACUGGGUCUUAUGAUGGCUUUGCAAGGAUAUGGACUAAAGAUGGUAAUCUUGCCAGCACCUUAGGGCAACAUAAAGGUCCUAUAUUUGCGUUAAAAUGGAACAAGAAAGGAAACUUCAUUUUAAGUGCAGGAGUGGACAAGACCACAAUUAUUUGGGAUGCCCACACUGGUGAAGCCAAGCAGCAGUUUCCUUUUCAUUCUGCACCAGCAUUAGAUGUUGACUGGCAGAGUAACAACACAUUUGCCUCUUGCAGUACAGACAUGUGUAUUCACGUUUGUAAACUAGGACAAGAUAGACCCAUCAAAACCUUCCAGGGUCAUACAAAUGAAGUAAACGCAAUCAAGUGGGAUCCAACUGGUAAUCUUCUGGCAUCCUGCUCUGAUGAUAUGACUCUAAAGAUCUGGAGUAUGAAACAAGACAGUUGUGUCCAUGAUUUACAAGCACACAACAAAGAAAUUUAUACUAUCAAAUGGAGUCCCACAGGACCAGGAACAAAUAAUCCAAAUGCCAAUCUCAUGUUAGCGAGUGCAUCCUUCGAUUCUACUGUUAGGUUAUGGGAUGUAGACAGAGGAAUUUGUAUUCAUACUCUGACAAAACAUCAAGAACCUGUGUACAGUGUAGCUUUCAGUCCUGAUGGCAGGUACCUGGCCAGUGGCUCCUUUGAUAAAUGUGUACACAUCUGGAACACACAGACAGGUGCCCUAGUUCACAGUUAUCGGGGAACAGGAGGGAUUUUUGAGGUUUGCUGGAAUGCAGCAGGAGACAAAGUUGGAGCAAGUGCUUCAGAUGGUUCAGUUUGUGUAUUAGACCUACGGAAAUAGCGCUACUAG
Molecule: messenger RNA, 1551 nt
Organism: Indicator indicator
Lineage: Eukaryota; Metazoa; Chordata; Aves; Piciformes; Indicatoridae
Gene: TBL1XR1
Product: TBL1X/Y related 1
Exons: 14
Coding region: 1-1542 (513 amino acids)
Biological process (GO): regulation of transcription by RNA polymerase II
Cellular component (GO): histone deacetylase complex
Molecular function (GO): protein binding; transcription corepressor activity
Source: RefSeq, a predicted model, not a curated record